This is a messenger RNA of Microtus oregoni (creeping vole), 2583 nucleotides long. RefSeq names its product transmembrane channel like 8 (gene Tmc8). NCBI's taxonomy places the organism in Eukaryota, Metazoa, Chordata, Mammalia, Rodentia, Cricetidae. The record is from RefSeq and is a predicted model, not a curated record. Gene Ontology annotation, molecular function: mechanosensitive monoatomic ion channel activity. The transcript is spliced from 15 exons. Gene Ontology annotation, cellular component: plasma membrane. The coding region runs from base 176 to 2407 and encodes 743 amino acids.
UCCUGGAGACCCUCAUCCUCAUUUGACAGGCUGGGAGACCUAGGCCUUGGUCGGAGGUGGAGUGGGCUUCUUUUCACUUGAGCCAAGGCAGGGCCAAGGCGAAGCUCACCACCCGGAGCCCCUCGAUCCUCCUGCGAGCAAGGAUCGUGCUUGUUUGUCCCGCGCGCCCGCUGAGAUGUUCCGCCAGUGGUCGGUGCAGUCAGGACCGGCCCCCCGACGGCCUGGAUCCCUUGCGGCAACUGAGGAGCUGUGGGAGGAAGAAGUGGAGCGGCUGUGCGCCUCCCGGGCGCCGGUACGGAUGCUGCCCUACGCCAUGGCCGACAGGCGCUUCAUCCGGGAACUGCGGGAGCCCGAGGGGGUGAAGACCUCCUGCCGGCAGCGGUGGUGUCGCAGAGGGCAGGUGGCCCGACAGCACCUCAGGGAGGCAGCGCAGAAGCUGGCUCAUGGCUUCGGGCUUUGGGAGGGAGCACUCUACGAGAUUGGGGGCCUCUUCGGGACCGGGAUCCAGUCAUACUUCACUUUCCUUCGCUUCCUGCUGCUGCUCAACCUGCUGACCCUGCUGAUGACCGCCAGUUUCGUCCUGCUGCCCCUGGUCUGGCUCCACCACCCUGAGCCAGGCCCUGCCUUGAAACUGAGCCUCCAGUGCUCCGGCAGCCACCUGUCCCAGAGCGGCAUUCCGAAGUUCCACAACCCACUUUGGAAUAUUUUAACUGGCAGGGACAAGCACUCAGAACAGGGCCCAACCUGCGUUCACACGCCCUCGCUGUGUCCCCAGGCCUUCAACAACACCUAUCUCUUCUAUGGUGCCUACCGGGCAGAGCCAGAGCGCAACUCAGCAUACAGCAUCCGCCUGGCCUACCUCCUCACUCCAAUGGCUUGCCUGCUCCUCUGCUUCUGUGGGACACUGCAGCGGAUGGUACAGGGACUGCCACAGCAGCCACUCCUGGGCCAGGGAUACAGGGCACCCCUCAGCGCCAAAGUCUUCUCAUCUUGGGACUUCUGCAUCCGGGUGUGGGAAGCUGCCACCAUCAAGAAACAUGAAAUCAGCAAUGAACUGAAGGUGGAGCUGGAAGAGGGCCGCCGCCUGGAGCUGGCUCAACAGCAGACCCGCACCCAGAAGGCCUGCCACCUGCUCACCCACCUGCGUACCAAUGUCCUCAUUGCACUUCUAGUGGUUGGAGCCAUCAGCGCCAUCUUCUGGGCCACCAAGUACUCACAGGACAACAAGGAGGAGUCCCUUUUCCUGGUGCUGCAGUACCUGCCUCCUGGAGUCAUUGCCCUGGUCAACUUCCUGGGUCCCCAACUGUUCACGGUCCUGAUCCAGCUGGAGAACUUCCCUCCCAGCACUGAGGUCAACCUCACCCUAAUCUGGUGCGUGGUACUGAAGCUGGCCAGCCUGGGGAUGUUCUCCUUCUCGCUGGGUCAGACUGUGCUGUGCAUAGGCAGAAACAAGACCAGCUGCGAGACCUACGGCUACAACGCCUGCGAAUACCAGUGCUGGGAGAACUCCGUGGGUGAAGAGUUAUAUAAAUUAAUCAUCUUCAACUUCCUGCUCACCGUGGCCUUCGCCUUCCUGAUCAGCCUGCCUCGGAGGCUGUUAGUGGAGCGCUUCUCAGGCUGGUUCUGGACUUGGCUGGACCGGGAGGAGUUCCUGGUGCCCAAGAAUGUGCUGGACAUCGUGGCUGCGCAGACUGUCACCUGGAUGGGCCUCUUCUACUGCCCCCUGCUGCCGCUCCUCAACAGUGUCUUCCUCUUUCUCACCUUCUACAUCAAGAAGUACACUCUCCUGAGGAACUCCAGGGCGUCCCCAAGGCUGUUCCGAGCCUCCAGUUCCACCUUCUUCUUCCAACUGGUGUUGCUCCUGGGCUUGCUCUUGGCUGCAGUCCCUCUGGCCUACGUGAUCAGCAGCACCCACUCCUCCUGGGACUGUGGCCUGUUCACCAACUAUUCAGCCCCCUGGCAGGUGGUGCCAGAACUGGUGACCCUCCAGCUCCCACUUCCUGGCCAGCGUGCCCUCCGGUACCUCAGCUCCCACGCCUUCAGCUUCCCUCUCCUCAUUCUGCUCAGCCUCGUCCUGACCGUGUGCGUUUCCCAGUCCCGGGCGAACGCCAGAGCCAUCCAAGGGCUGCGGAAGCAGCUGGUGUGGCAGGUCCAGGAGAAGUGGCACUUGGUGGACGACUUGUCACGGCUGCUGCCCGAGCUGAGCCCGGAGCCCGAGUCCCCUCGCCCUCGCUCUCUAGCUUCGCGUCCGCGGUCCUUCUGCCCCGGAUUCCCGUGCCCAGGUUCACCCGGCCCCAGGACACCCCGGCUGGGACCCUCCACCAGGCUGAGCUCCUCGAGCUCCGGAGCCCCCAGUGCCUCGGUUCCUGUCGCCAGAUUUCACUUCCCUAGCCGCACAGAGAUGUAGCGCCGAUCGCCCCACAACCCACCCCACCCCCGGUUCUGCCACAGCUUCCUCCAGCGCCUCCACUCCCAUCCGUUACCGAGGAUCCCUAGUCUCAGGAGCCACUGCCUACAGCUGCUGGCCCCAGGCUUCAUCCUCAGGUCAGCAGGAAGAAGAUGAGAAUGUCUACCUCUGUUUUA